AUGUUUGAGCAUCUCAAGUCAAUAUAUGAGAAUGCUAACAAGCUGCAAAAUGUCAAGAGUGAUUAUCACAAGCUGAUUAUGUGCAAUGAGAAUAAUUAUCAUGAAUUUGUCACAAAAUUUUUACACUUGACAGGGGAGGUCAAGAUUGUCAGAGGGGACUACAAGACAGACUUCAAUGACAAGCUGUCCUUUGACCUUCAGAAGAUGAUAGUAGUAGUCAAUGUGAUCACUGAUACAUAUGCUGAGUUUCAGAAAAUCUGUGUGCAGGCAGCUCACAUUCUUCAGACAAUCAAUAACACCCUGCAGACUGUCAACAGUCAAACAUCUUUCAGCAUCUCUACAACAAAAUCUUCUACUGUGAAGGAGGCUUUGAGCUCUCAUCUGGAUAUUCAGUGCUACUACUGUAAGAAAAAAGAUCACAUUGUCAGGAACUGCUCUGCAAAGCAGAAGUCCCAGCAGGUGAUUGCUGAGCUCACAGAAAAUGAUGUCCCUGAGUCUUCAGCAGACUCAGGAAAAGAGUGA
Molecule: messenger RNA, 522 nt
Organism: Paracoccidioides lutzii Pb01
Exons: 2
Coding region: 1-522 (173 amino acids)
Molecular function (GO): nucleic acid binding; zinc ion binding
Source: RefSeq, a predicted model, not a curated record